AUGACUUUCUCUUCUUCCACCAAGUCCACCCCUAUCCACAAUGUCUCUCGACUCCAACCGCCCGCCUCUCCACCCUCCAUUUUUCCCUCUGGUUGUCCACCACACGGACAGGUCCAAUCAGAAUUGUUGUCCACCACAAGGACAAGUCCACUCAGAGAUGUUGUCAACCACACGGACAGGUCCACUCAGAGAUGUUGUCCACCACACGGACAGGUCCACUCAGAAUUGUUGUCCACCACAAGGACAAGUCCACUCAGAGAUGUUGUCCACCACACGGACAGGUCCACUCAGAAUUGUUGUCCACCACAAGGACAAGUCCCCUCAGAGAUGUUGUCCACCACACGGACAGGCCCACUCAGAGAUGAUGUCCACCACACGGACAGGUCCUCUCAGAGAUGUUGUCCACCACACGGACAGGUCCUCUCAAAGAUGAUGUCCACCACACGGACAGCUCCACUCAGAGAUGUUGUCCAACACACGGACAGGUCCACUCAGAGAAGUUGUCCACCACACGGACAGGUCCACUCAGAAAUGUUGUCCACCACAAGGACAAGUCCACUCAGAGAUGUUGUCCCCCACACGGACAGGUCCACUCAGAAUUGUUGUCCACCACAAGGACAAGUCCACUCAGAGAUGAUGUCCACCACACGGACAGGUCCUCUCAGAGAUGAUGUCCACCACACGGACAGGUCCUCUCAGAGAUGUUGUCCACCACACGGACAGGUCAACUCAGAGAUGUUGUCCACCACACGCACAGGUCCCCUCAGAGAUGUUGUCCACCACACGGACAGGCCCACUCAGAGAUGA
Molecule: messenger RNA, 807 nt
Organism: Mizuhopecten yessoensis (Yesso scallop)
Lineage: Eukaryota; Metazoa; Mollusca; Bivalvia; Pectinida; Pectinidae
Exons: 1
Coding region: 1-807 (268 amino acids)
Source: RefSeq, a predicted model, not a curated record